AUGGUGUCCAUAUUUGUCACAAUCUCAUACAGUCCUCCAAAAAUAACCAUCCACUAUGUUGCCCCUGGGAUUUCUGCUAACUCCUCUGCAAUGGCCUCUUACCCACUUCGCCCUUUCUGGAACCUUCGCUUGGAGGACAGUGCAUUGUGGAAUCAGAUGCAGCAUGCUUGGGACCGUCAACAUAAUCCAAUAUUACGAGGAAAUACAACUGGGAUGAUGAGGAUGAAUUCAGAGGCUAAACUGUUAUCAGAAACUGAAGAGGAAUGUCUUUCUGACUGCAUGGCAAAGUGUUCAGUCCCUCGUGUACAUGGUUUAGACAGUUAUCCAGAUCAAAUGAAAGCAUUUAUCAGAUCAAUGCACUGCAGGGAGUAUCCUCUCCUCAUCAACCAGCCUAGUCUGUGUAGGAAGAACAGCAGUAGCUUCAUUUUGGAUUCUCCUAUGCUCAUUAUGGCCAUCAAAUCCCAGGUGGGAAACUUUGAAAACAGGCAGGCCAUCCGGGAAACAUGGGGGCGCAGCGGUCUAGUGAGGGGGGAAUCAACAAAAAAAGGUGGAUUAGUGCGCACUGUGUUUCUGCUUGGGAGGCAGGACUCUAGUACGGGUCCACAUCCGGACCUCAAAAACCUUCUGGAGCUUGAGAACCAAAAAUAUCAGGAUAUUCUACAGUGGGAUUUUAGAGAUACUUUUUUUAACUUGACCUUGAAGGACUUACUAUUCUGGCACUGGCUUGAACAAUACUGCCCUCAUGCCAUCUUUGUGUUCAAAGGGGAUGAUGAUGUCUUUGUCCGCACUGGUGCCCUUCUGGAUUACCUUCACAUGCAGUGGGAGGAGCAUAUUCUGUGGAGAGCCUAUACAAAUGAAACCCACAUGAAUUUGUUUGUAGGUGAGGUUAUCAAUAAUGCAAUGCCUAACCGUGAGCCAUCAACCAAAUACUACAUACCAGAUAGUUUCUACCAAGGGGUUUACCCACCUUAUGCUGGUGGAGGAGGGGUGGUGUAUUCCGGCUCACUUGCACUACGAUUGAAAAAGGUGUCUGAAAGAGUUCGCCUCUUCCCAAUCGAUGAUGUGUAUCUGGGCAUGUGUCUGUACAGAUUGGGGCUCUCACCUAGCCAUCAUCCAGGUUUUCUGACGUUUGAUCUCCCAGAGGCAGACAGGAGCAAACCCUGUGCUUACAAAUCUGUUCUGCUCGUUCACAGAAGGACUCCAAAUGAGAUGCUGAUGCUUUGGAAGCGACUUCGAAAUCUACCAGGUCAUUGCUGA
Molecule: messenger RNA, 1257 nt
Organism: Xyrichtys novacula (pearly razorfish)
Lineage: Eukaryota; Metazoa; Chordata; Actinopteri; Labriformes; Labridae
Source: the annotation of a GenBank genome assembly